AUGAAUGACCAAACGAACACGGAUCCGUUGUCGCCGAGGCAGCCAAGAACAAGUACGGGUGGUAAAACCGCAAGGCCCAACGCGAGGCGCAGAUUCAGGGGUCUGACUUGUGCGAACUGCCGCACAAGAAAGGUUCGUUGUGAAGGGAGCCAGCCAACCUGCAAAACAUGCCAGGCUUACGGCGACGAGUGCCGCUACGACAAGGCUCCGCCACUCUCUCAGCUCCUUGCCAUGGCCCAGCGACUCCAAGAGGCCGAGAAGCAGCUGGCGGAUAUGCGCUCCGGCAGAGAAUCAACCCCAGCAUCCGAAAGCGGCGGCGCGACCACAGACCAAGGGUUCCGGCCGGUCGUCAUUCCAGCUCAUUCUACAACAGGGACAGUCGAACAUUUGAGCCCGGCUCACCCGCCUGCAACAAACUCGACGCACCAUCCCUCUCCUUUGGACACGGGCGUUGGCAACACGGCUUUGCAGUCUUCCAGAGGAACUACAAGCCACAUGAAGCAAACGCCAGCAGCCCGCGAUGCCCAGGCCAUGCCUCAAGACUCAACAUUGACAGACGUCAGUGUCGACGAGCACGGCGAAAUCUGUUACUACGGCCCAACCUCUGCCGUCCACGAUCCGCCGCAACUAGACUCACCACUAUCGCUAGCCACAUCAGCUACAAAUGCGAGCGUGACCUCCAAGGCCGAUGCGCGAUCUGCCGUGGCCGCGUUUGCCAGGGAAUCUGCCACUUGGGAGGACUUCGCUUUAGGGAAUGCCUCGUUAGAGACCGGCAUCCCUCGUUCGGUGCUGGCAAAACUACUCCACGUACACUGGGCCUGGGUCUCUCCCAUGUUUACUUGGGUAUACCGGCCGGCAUUUGUGAGAGAUAUGGCCACCGGAGGGCGUUACUAUUCCGAGUUCCUCCUGACCGUCAUCUGCUCACACGCCGCGAAAUAUCAGGAUGGCGAAUACGCCGACAUGCUGCUUGCCCGGGCUCGCCGCCUCCUGGGUAACGCAAUUCAGGAGCCGAGCUCGAUCCCUACGGUGCAGGCCCUCCUGCAGCUAAGUGCCAGAGACCUUGCGCAGGGAUCUAUUUCCAGAGCUUGGGUGUAUAGUGGUAUCGCCUUUCGCAUGGCAAGCGACCUGGGGCUUCAACAUAGCGGACCGGAUCUCAGAGGCAUGGGGGCAAUUGAUCUGGAAGUCCGGCGCAGGCUCUUUUGGAGUUGUUAUUUUUGGGACAAAGCUACCAGUUUGUAUGCCGGUCGGUUGCCUGCUGUCACUGAAGUACUCCAUCCAAACACUCUCGAGCUCCUGGACGAUUCCACCGAUCUAGAUAUAUGGUCGCCAUAUUAUGGGAACUCUCUUAAUCUCACCAAGUUUACACAAAAUCAAUAUCCGCCCAUGCGUAACUACGCCGUAUCGACCUUCGUCAACUCCUGUAAGCUUUCCAUGAUUAUCCACGACAUCAUAGUUCAGCUUUACUAUCGGCGGAAUCGAACCAAUACCGAAGAAACCAUCAAGGAUAUCAAGUCACGUCUCGAUUCCUGGCGAGAAAACUCGCCGCGCCACCUUAAGUACAACCCUGAUAAUCUUCCAACCAUCUGUCCGCCACCACAUAUUAUAUCCCAAAACCUUCUCUACUUUACGACUAUAAUAUUGGCUCACCGACCAUUUUGGUCUAUCCCAUCCUACUACAAGGUUUGCAUCAGUGCAUCACAAAACAUUGAGGCACUUGUACUCUUGCUCGAGUCAACGUUUGGGCUGGAGAACAUCACCUACCUCAUGGGUUACUGCAUCUACACUGGCGCAUCUGCCAUCUUGGAAGAUGCCAAACGCAAUAAAGGACCUGCAAGCCAAACGCUGAAAACAUAUCUCCGUGCGCUCAACGCGGGCAUGAAAACCUGCCCGCUCUUAGAACGGAGCCUGCAGAUUAUCGUCAAGGGACUUAAUCGAUACCCAUCUAGCAGUAACUUGAGCCUCUCGGGCCACUCUCAGUCUCAAGGCGUGGCAGAAGUGAAUUUCCACAUCAGCGCCGCUACCGCGAAUAGCUACAUUCCCGCAUUUCCCUACCUUGGGCCGGACAUGUCUAUGGACUUUUCCGGGAGCUCAUAUCUGGGCAACCAGAAUCCAGACUCCAUGUCGAUGCUUGACUGCUUCCCCGAGAUGCAAACGGACUUUGGUGAGCUUUUGUACACGCAUGUGGACUAA
This is a messenger RNA of Clonostachys byssicola, 2190 nucleotides long. The record is from the annotation of a GenBank genome assembly. Lineage: Eukaryota; Fungi; Ascomycota; Sordariomycetes; Hypocreales; Bionectriaceae.